Molecule: messenger RNA, 1044 nt
Organism: Metarhizium brunneum ARSEF 3297
Lineage: Eukaryota; Fungi; Ascomycota; Sordariomycetes; Hypocreales; Clavicipitaceae
Cellular component (GO): mitochondrion
Molecular function (GO): hydrolase activity, acting on acid anhydrides, in phosphorus-containing anhydrides
Source: RefSeq, a predicted model, not a curated record
AUGGCCUCUCAGACGCGUGACGCCAGCUCCAAACCAGGCGUGCAAGAGCCCCGUCCCAGCUCGUCUGUUCUUCUGCUCUCGCCAACAAAUGAGAUAUUGCUGCUGCAUCGAGUAAAGACCUCGACGUCAUUUGCAUCGGCGCAUGUCUUCCCAGGCGGGAACCUAGAUCCACUCCACGAUGUCGACGACGGUGAUAUUCCCGGCCCCGAGAGCGCCGAGAGACACCGGGACGGCCCAGCCUACAGAAUGGGCGCUAUAAGAGAGACGUUUGAAGAGACGGGGAUCCUGCUGGCGACCAAAAACGGCGCGUUGGUGAACCUGUCCGCCGAACAGAGGGACGAGGCGAGGAAGAAUAUCCACGGAAACAAAGUCAAGUUUGGCGACUUUCUGAAGUCGAUUGGCGCCGUGGCCGACACAGCCGGCCUGAUCCCCUUCACGCGCUGGAUCACGCCGACCAAUGUGCCCAAGCGCUUCACCACGCAAAUGUACCUCUACCUGCUCCCCAUAUCCAAGAGAUCGGUGCCGUCGGAGAUUCUGCUGCCCACUCCGGACGGCGGCGUCGAGCACACGGCCGCACAGUUCGCGCCGUCGCAGUCGUGGCUGGACAAGGCCGCCGACGGUUCCAUCAUCCUCUUCCCGCCGCAGGUGUACCUCAUGAAGAUACUCACUCGGUUCCUGACGGGGUCGACGUCUGCCCUGGAAGAAGGCCCGCUGCACUACACGGCGCAGCGGAAGAAGCUGGUUUCGUUCCUGAGGAGGAGGGUGACUGCGGAGACGGACAGGGGCAAGCAGCAUCCCACGGCGACGAUUUCAUGGGCCGACAAAGUGAUAAGCCCGUAUCACUUGCUGUUCAGAGAGGAGGACGGUCGCGUGGUGCUGGCGCUGGAUAAGCCCGGCCCCGAGCUGGAGGGCAGUGAUAGGGGCGGUGAUUGGGAGAGGGUUGCGUUGGUCAAGUUUGGGCGAGGAGGCCCCUCCGAGGUCGAGAUUAGAAUGAGGGAGGAGGUGUUGGCGGAGCAGAGGGCGAAGCCGGAUACCAGGUUAUAG